AUGAAGGCUCUUCGACGAUCUAUCAAAGGCGACAAGGAUAAAAGCCAGAAUGCCGUCACGCCAAAGUCGGCUGUCGCCAUUGUACCUCCAAAAAAGGUCAUCCGAGCACUCUACGAUUACACAGCGCGCUCCUCUCAGGAGCUGAGCUUUUCCGUAGGCGACUUCUUCCAUGUUAUCGGCCGCGAGGACGACCCAGACUGGUACGAAGCAUGCAAUCCCGCCCUCCCAGAUGCCCGUGGCCUGGUACCCGUCGCAUUUUUCCAGGCUCUCGGACGAACCGAGCGAGAUAGCGCGCAAUCCGAAGGAAGCGCCAUUCGCCCGCCCACAGCCAACAAGACCCCGGACCACGACUCCGGCUACAGCGAUGCCUCACCCACUAGCGCUGCGCCUACCCAGCGUCUCUCCAAAUCUGGCAGCAGGGGCGGCGCCAUGGUCUACGGCAUCGUCAUGUAUGAUUUUGUCGCCGAACGAGCAGACGAGCUCAACGCCAAAGCCGGCGAGGCUAUCAUCGUUAUUGCCCAGUCUAACCCGGAGUGGUUCGUCGCCAAGCCCAUCGGAAGACUCGGCGGCCCCGGUCUUAUCCCCGUCUCAUUCAUCGAAAUUAGGGACAUGGCCACUGACAGGGCUAUUGUCAACCCUGGCGACGCCAUCAAGCAGGCCGGCGUGCCCCGUGUUGAGGAAUGGAAGAAGAUGGCGGCCGAGUACAAGAACAGCAGCAUCACGCUCGGAAAGUUUGAGGCUGGCCAGCAACAGAUGGAGCAGGGCAUGAACCGCCUCAGCCUCCAGCAGCAGGCCGAGGGCCAACUUUCCCGCACACAGUCCCUACAGCAAGCAGCUCGCCAAGUCGACAACUCCACCUCCGAUCUUUACGCCCCGAUCCAGGCUCGAAUUCCCCGCUACUGCUUCGCCGAGGAAAAGUACUGGUUUGUAAUCGAGGCCAUGUUGGAGGACGGUCGACACUGGGAGCUGUCACGAUACUACGAAGACUUUUACGACUUUCAGAUUGCCCUGCUCACAGAAUUUCCCACCGAGGCUGGCAACACGGGAUCGCAAAAACGAACACUACCAUAUAUGCCUGGACCUGUCAGUUAUGUUACCGACGCCAUUACCGAAGGCCGCUUGCACAACCUCGACGCAUAUGUCAAGAACCUGCUAGGCCAGCCCCCUUACAUCUCGCGCUGCACACUCGUCAAGCAAUUCUUCGCGCCUCGAGAGGGCGACUAUGAAAUGGAUGGCAACCCCAACGGCCAGGAUUAUAGGGAUUCGCAAGUAUCCCGCCAGUCGUCAGCUGAAUCACCCAGAAAUGGCAACUCGAGAAACGGGUCUAGAAGUAACCUGAGCGGUGGCGGCCCUGGUGCACUUCCAUCGGGGCCCCGUCAAAUCAGCGGAUCAGGACCAGCUGGCCAACCACAACAACUCAUCAAGGUCAAGAUGUACUACGGCGACGACCUCAUUGCCCUACGAGUGCCCCGAGUCGAUACACGCGUAGACAAGGAUGCCCAGUUCAAGAAGCUCCAAGCCGUCAUUGCAACUCGCCUAGAUGUGUCAGACCGAGACGAGCUUCAACUCUUUGCCCUAAACGAGCAAACGAAACAGCCGAGCAACUUGAUGAGCGCUUACGACCUCGAGACUGUUCUUGGCAAAUCGGACAAGCUGCUGCUACGCGCCGAGGUGCUGCGCAGCUAG
Molecule: messenger RNA, 1686 nt
Organism: Beauveria bassiana ARSEF 2860
Lineage: Eukaryota; Fungi; Ascomycota; Sordariomycetes; Hypocreales; Cordycipitaceae
Product: scd2/ral3
Exons: 4
Coding region: 1-1686 (561 amino acids)
Biological process (GO): conjugation with cellular fusion
Cellular component (GO): mating projection tip
Molecular function (GO): protein binding; phosphatidylinositol binding
Source: RefSeq, a predicted model, not a curated record